AUGGUCGAUUCCGAGGAACAGCAACCUCUUGUUUCCAAGAGCUCGAAGGUUCAAUAUAUCUCGAUUCCAAGCGCCGAGGACACGAAUAUUUCCAUUAGUAAUAAUAGUAAUGUAAAUAUAUCUAUUGAUGAGUCGAUCAAUAAUGAUAACCAUAUUCCUAUUCAAUAUGUCAAAAGAAGAAAAUCCAUCUUGGACCAUCCGAUCGGUUCAUUUCGUGGUGUGAACUCAUUAAGUCGCUUCGCAACUUCAGUAAGAAGAGCCAAUUCUUUUAGAACCAUCAGUAUUUCCAAUAAUUUCAAUGAUAAUUUGGAUUUGGAUUUCGUUGGUGACAAUUCUUUCACUGAAACUUCAAGGCGCGUUUCAACUGUGUUACAUAACAACGGCUUAAAUAGUCUUUCUGGCCACCCUUCUAUAUUAAACAUUCAAGAUCCCGUUGGAAGAUAUCAAAAUAAUAUUUUGAACAGUAAUAAUAAUUUGUUGGACUCUUCGUCUUUCCAAGUAGUUGAGCAAACAAUAGAUUUAGGCCAAAAUGCUAACCAUAAUCCCAAUGAUAUCAGUGUUGAUAUGGACACUGACUACGAUCAAACUUCAGUAAACACUUAUAAUAACACUAUUAACAAUACUAUUUUACUCGAUCAUAAUAGCAUCAUUAAUCAUUCUAAUGAACCUCUAGACUCGGCUGAUUCUAUCGUCAUUCAAAGAGUAGAGAAAAAAGAUGGGACUGUAAUCACUAUUGUGUCAGGGAAAUCUACUGCUCCACAAACUAUCUUUAAUUCAAUUAACGUAUUAAUUGGUAUGGGUCUUUUAGCUUUACCAUUAGGCUUAAAAUAUGCAGGAUGGGCCCUUGGUUUAAUUAUGUUAUCUAUUUUUGCCUUCUCAACAUUUUGUACCGCAGAAUUGUUAUCAAGAUGUUUAGAUACUGAUCCAAAUUUAUUAUCUUAUGCAGACUUGGGUUAUGCAGCAUUUGGUGCUAAAGGAAGAGCUUUAGUCUCUGUAAUCUUUACUUUGGAUUUGUUAUGUGUUGGUGUUUCAUUAAUCAUUCUUUUUGGUGAUUCUUUAAAUGCUUUAAUUCCAUCAUAUUCUUCAGAUUUUUUCAAAAUUAUGAGUUUUUUUAUUGUCACACCAGGCGUAUUCAUCCCAUUAAGUAUAUUAUCUAACAUUUCAUUGUUAGGUAUUAUAUCCACAAUCGGAACUGUCUUUUUAAUAUUUGUUUGUGGUAUCUUUAAGAAAGAUCAACCUGGUUCUUUAUUAAAUCCAAUGCCAACUAACUUAUGGCCUUUAAGUUUUAAAGAAUUAUGCCUUUCAAUUGGUCUUUUAAGUGCUUGUUGGGGUGGUCAUGCAGUAUUCCCAAAUUUGAAAACUGAUAUGAGACACCCAUAUAAAUUUAAAAGUUGUCUUAAAAAGACAUAUAAGAUUACGGCAUUAACCGAUUUCUCAACUGCUAUUGUAGGAUUUUUGAUGUUUGGUAAUAGCGUCAAAGGUGAAAUUACAAAAAAUGUCAUGAUUACAAAAGGGUACCCAGAAUUUAUUUAUCUAUUGAUUUCAUUUUCAAUGGCAAUGAUUCCGAUUGCUAAAACUCCUUUGAACGCAAGACCAAUUAUUAGUGUUCUUGACACUUUAAUGAAUAUUAAUCAUAUUGAAUUUAAAUAUACUGGGUUUAAUUUGAAAUUAGCUAAAUUUUUACAAAUUUGGAAUAAAAUUUUUGUCAAUAUUUCAUUCAUUGUUGUAGCAAUUUUAUUCCCAGCUUUCGAUAAGCUAAUUGCAUUCUUGGGUGCAGGUUUGGUCUUCUUUAUUUGUUUGAUUUUACCUUGCUCAUUUUAUUUGAAAAUUUGUAAAUAUACUAUUAAACCUUGGGAGAGAAUCGCGUGUAUUACAACAAUUGUUGUCAGUAUAAUAUUAGGUGUACUAGGUGUCACUGCUGCCAUCCUUUCUUAA
This is a messenger RNA of Henningerozyma blattae CBS 6284, 1935 nucleotides long. RefSeq names its product Avt1p (gene AVT1). Bases 1 to 1935 code for a protein of 644 amino acids. Gene Ontology annotation, cellular component: vacuolar membrane. The record is from RefSeq and is a predicted model, not a curated record. Gene Ontology annotation, biological process: amino acid transmembrane transport. Lineage: Eukaryota; Fungi; Ascomycota; Saccharomycetes; Saccharomycetales; Saccharomycetaceae. Gene Ontology annotation, molecular function: amino acid transmembrane transporter activity. The transcript has a single exon.